AUGACGAGAGGACAUCAUCUUCCGCCCAUCGGCGUAAUCCUUCUCCUCCUGAUCAGCAUCAUCGGCGCUGACAAAUGCGCUGAUGAGUGUACCUGCAAGUGGAAGAGUGGCAAACGAACAGUUGAGUGUGUCAAUCGUUCAUUAAACUCAAUACCAGAUACGAUAGACGCUGAAACACAGGUGUUGGAUGCCAGUGGUAACGACAUAAGAGUAUUACCAAGCAACAUCUUCAUUCGGGUUAGUUUAACGAAUCUUCAACGGCUGUACCUUCGUGCCUGUCGUAUGCAGCAGAUCGAUAAAGAUGCAUUUGCUGGGCUGACUAAUCUCGUUGAAUUGGACCUAUCCAACAAUCGUCUCACCCUAAUACCAAGUGACAGUCUUAUCAAAGCCCCAUUUUUACGUGAUUUAUCAUUAUCCCAUAAUCCCCUGGAGCGUGUAUUCAGUCAAGCAUUUCGUACAACUCCAAAUCUCGUUAAACUCGAUUUAUCCAACGCCCAAAUAGCUGAAGUUGAGGCUAAUGGUUUUCGUGGAUUAGACUCACUGGAGAGUCUCAAAUUAAAUGGUAAUCGCAUUGGUACCUUUCAUCCCGGUACAUUCGAGCCCCUCAACAAGAUAAAGAGUGUAGAAUUACAGGAUAAUCCCUGGAUUUGCAACUGUCAUCUGCGGGAGAUGAGACAGUGGAUGGCUAAGCACAACUUGCCUAUUAUCAUAUCGCCGGUUUGUCAUGGCCCAGAUCAACUUGUCGAUCGUUCUUUCACGGAUCUUGAGCUCGAUGAUUUUGCGUGUAGACCUGUCUUGAUGAUAGCCAGUCGUUAUGCUGAAGCGACGAUAGGUGAAAAUGCUAGUAUAGUGUGUCGUGUGUCAGCAGUUCCACCGGCUAAGGUCAAGUGGUUCUGGAAUGGCAAGCUUUUGUCGAAUCACUCGGCCUUCAGUAGCCACCAGAAGAUCUUCAUUUACGAAGAGGGACAGUUUUCUAAACGAAGUACGUUGAUUCUGACCAACGCCCAGGAGUCGGACUCCAGUGAGUUCUUUUGUGUUGCGGAAAAUCGGGCUGGUUCCGUUGAAGCCAACUUCACGCUUCACGUGUCAUUGAGGACUGCUGGCAUGUCAACUUUAGGUUCUGGUCAGAUUGCCGGUAUAUCCGCGGCACUGGUCGUUCUCAUCCUCUUUAUCCUCCUUAUCAUCCUCGUUCUGUUCGUUCGGCUUCGGAGGAUGCCUGUCAAGGACGUUAAGAACGCCACAGCCACUCUAGAAGUUCUUCCGAGCGAUACCAAUCAGGACGUAGGCGGGGGCUUCCCAACGUCACCCUCGUCUACCAGGAAGAUUGAAGACGCUGAGACAACAUUCAACGACUCCAGCAAACCAGUCUCACUUACUCUGAACUACGUCCAACGGACGUCUGUGGAGAACACCUCCAGUGAUUACGUCUUCGAAGAAGCUAGACCGGUUAUUCAUGGGCCAUGCUUCUCGUCAACGACGUCACUGGUGCCCAUCGAUAAUCCCGAUCUGAUCAGGGAUACUCGUACGUCGAUUGAAGAGCUUGGGUCCUACACAACGGAACAGCUGGGGACCAUCAUGAUGGAGGACACCAGGCUGCUGUACUCCAGUCUGUGGAAUACGAGAGAACGCAGCAGUCCGAGUUAUCCGGUUCCAAAUGCAAGUGGAUUCGGAGCCAAGGAGAUCCAGGCCAAUUUGACACCUAUCGAGCAGUUUCCACCUGGAGCGAAACAGCUCAGGGUCUGGCAGAAGGGGGUGCCUGUGCUACCUCCAGUGUCGGCGUUGAAACGGGUCCUUGGGUCGACCAGGAGUUCGCCAGAUGAGGGGUAUCAGGAGGGCACCGGUACUGAUGUCUAG
Messenger RNA from Diachasma alloeum, 1854 nucleotides. RefSeq names its product leucine-rich repeat-containing protein 24-like. Bases 1 to 1854 code for a protein of 617 amino acids. The transcript has a single exon. Lineage: Eukaryota; Metazoa; Arthropoda; Insecta; Hymenoptera; Braconidae. The record is from RefSeq and is a predicted model, not a curated record. Gene Ontology annotation, molecular function: protein binding.